This is a messenger RNA of Clupea harengus (Atlantic herring), 1409 nucleotides long. RefSeq names its product EBP cholestenol delta-isomerase (gene ebp). Gene Ontology annotation, cellular component: endoplasmic reticulum; membrane. The record is from RefSeq and is a predicted model, not a curated record. NCBI's taxonomy places the organism in Eukaryota, Metazoa, Chordata, Actinopteri, Clupeiformes, Clupeidae. Gene Ontology annotation, molecular function: steroid Delta-isomerase activity; C-8 sterol isomerase activity; cholestenol delta-isomerase activity. Gene Ontology annotation, biological process: cholesterol biosynthetic process.
CGCUGUUGUCACAGUGUCGAGUAAUUUUAUAGCUGGUAGUUUGGUCACUGUACAUGUCCUCAAGAGGACGAUCCUCAGUGAUGCAACAACCUGUGACGAUAUACAUGUUCCGAGACAGCCAUCCAAUUACUAAGUAGAAAACCCUAUCGUCGUUCUCGCGCAAAUGCGUUCUAGGUUCCUGAUUGGCCACAUUUAUCACAUGGACCUACAGAGUAGAUAGGAAACGGAGUAGUGGCAAGUGGCGCGAUCUUUUCUUACGAUAGUCAAGUUCCAGUAUGUUAAUGUUCACGUAAUUGCCUCGUAAGGUAAACGUCAGUGAUUCUUCUCUAUAUGCAUCAGCUGUAACAGCAGGUUUGUAUGAAAUAGAGGACCAUCUCCGCCGAUUGCAAACAUGACGGAGGAAACAAGUUCAGGUCUAUCCACAGGCCAUCCAUACUGGCCACGUAACCUGUCCCUUCCAAGCUAUGUUCCUAAUGACCGGUCUAUGACAGAAAUCCUGGUCUUCCUGUUCUCAGUGUCAGGGGGGCUGCUGUUGGGUACCUGGGCACUGACUGGGAAGAAAGUGGCAGGAGGGAGGCUCAGUGCUGGGAGACGGUUAGCUCUCUGUUGGUUUACUGUGUGUGGCUUCAUCCAUGGAGUCAUUGAGGGCUGGUUUGCCCUUUUCUAUUCGACCAUUGUCUCUGAUCAGAGCUUGCUUUCACAGCUGUGGAAAGAGUAUUCUAAAGGGGACAGCCGAUACAUCAUCGCUGACAACUUCACAGUCUGCAUGGAGACCGUGACCGCUUGCCUGUGGGGCCCCUUCAGCCUAUGGCUGGUGCUGGCGUUCUUGUACAAUCAGCCCUACCGCUAUGUACUACAGCUUAUCAUCUCCCUGGGUCAGCUUUAUGGGGCCGUGCUCUACUUUUACACAGAACAUAGAGAUGACUACAUACACAGCGAAUAUGGACAUCCCAUCUACUUCUGGUUCUACUUUGUCUUCAUGAACGUCCUCUGGAUAGUCAUCCCGUUUGUUCUAAUUGUGGAUGCGUGGUGUCAGCUCUCAACUGUCCAAGCCCUUUCAGACAGAGCAAUGUCUCAGUCAAGUAAACGCAAGGCUAAUUAGUGAGGAGUACUUUAAUUUAGUCUUACAGCCCAUCCAAGAUGUUGUCCCUUGGAUUGUAUUGUUUAAAAUGGUGCAUCACGGACACAUUGACAAUUCACCUCAUGAUGACACUAAUGCUGCUUGGGCCUUUUUCAUUAAUGUAUUACACUGUGAUCCAUGACAUUUUAUUUUUCAUAAGUUUAUAGCUUUUAAAAUAUAUGAUGUGCAGAAGUUCGUCUUCUAAGAUCAUUCUGUUCAUAUUGAAAGGCAAGGUGGAUAGGUCCUUUGUACUAUCAUUGUUUCCAAAUAAAAUAUGAAAUCAUUUCCA